Molecule: messenger RNA, 398 nt
Organism: Spodoptera litura
Lineage: Eukaryota; Metazoa; Arthropoda; Insecta; Lepidoptera; Noctuidae
Source: RefSeq, a predicted model, not a curated record
UUCGGUAGCGAGUGUUAAUAGAAAAAAAUGUUCAAAAUGUUGGCUGUGCUGUGUUUAAUCUUUGUUGUGAGCGGUGUGUGGUCGUCGUGCGACUCGUGCGGGCGCGAGUGCAGCGCGUCGUGCGGUACGCGCCGCUUCCGCGCGUGCUGCUUCAACUAUCUGCGCCGGAAGAGGGCGCCACAUGCCGCACAACUUCACGAACAAGGAGAAAAUGUGAAGACUCAAGAAAACUCAGAUUUUCCUGUAUUUGUCGUCGAAGAUUCUCCUUUGACAGCACGGCUGAUCAACAACAUUUUGUCUAGCGAAUAUCAACCUUACACCACUGACAAUUUGGUCGAGAAUCAAUUAGAUUAGAUACGUGUAAACUUGAAUAAAUUAAAUGACUGAUUUCGUUGUAA